AUGCCUGUCACAAAAUCGUUGGGUAAAAUCCAGAAAGGAUUAAAGGGUAAGAAAUUUACUGUUCACCCAAAAGGGCGCAAAUUCCAGCAGCUAAACAGAGCUACCCUUCGCGAAGAGAAAGUUCAGGCAAAAAAGAGAGCUCACAACGAAAAAAGAUCCAACGAGUUAGCGCGUAUGACUUUUGUACAGUCAGCCAUUAAAACUGAUUCUUUGAAGGAAAAAGAAGUAUUCGAUUAUAAGGAAACUGCAGUACUAAUUCAAGAGUUUAUUGCCCGCGAUGAUAAUGAAUUAAAUGAACUAAAAUCUAAGAGAAGACAGAAUAGACCUCCCACUGGUAGGCAACAGCUUUUGCAACAUAAAAGAGAUUUGGAAAUGGAAGAAUUCAAGUCAGGUUUUUUGUGCCCAGAUCUGACAGACCCUGAAAAUGUGAUCUUUUUAAGAGCUUGGAAUCAAACUUUUGGAGGUUUGAGUACUUUAAAACUGAUAAGAAUCAAUGAUAAAGGCGAAAAGGUUCUUGGGGGAACAAAACCUGUAAAACCUAUUGGUGAAUUAAAAGACAUUGAAAUGAACUGA
Kluyveromyces lactis is the source of this 573-nucleotide messenger RNA. RefSeq names its product Tma16p (gene TMA16). The coding region runs from base 1 to 573 and encodes 190 amino acids. The transcript has a single exon. Gene Ontology annotation, cellular component: nucleus. NCBI's taxonomy places the organism in Eukaryota, Fungi, Ascomycota, Saccharomycetes, Saccharomycetales, Saccharomycetaceae. The record is from RefSeq and is a predicted model, not a curated record.